Messenger RNA from Solanum lycopersicum (tomato), 682 nucleotides. RefSeq names its product monothiol glutaredoxin-S1-like. NCBI's taxonomy places the organism in Eukaryota, Viridiplantae, Streptophyta, Magnoliopsida, Solanales, Solanaceae. The record is from RefSeq and is a predicted model, not a curated record.
AAUAUUUUAAAGGUAGAUAAGGCAUGCAUGCCCUUAUCAUGAAAAAUCUAGAUAUAUCCAACUUGUUCUAAUUAGAUAUAUCUUCACUUCUUUUUCUCUUUUAGCUAACAUAUAGUGCCUCUAUAUAUAGCUUCAUGUUAGGUUAAAUUUUCUCAACAACAAAUCAACCUUCAAAUUCACUUCACUAAAAACUAUAUACAUAUCUUGGCAUUUUUGACAAACUAAUUAUUUCUUGAAAGUUGUUUAAACAUGGACAUGGUGAUGAAGUUGGGAACAUCAAGCUCGGUGGUGAUUUUCACCAAGAGUAGUUGUUGCAUUUCUCACAGCAUCGAAACCCUAAUUCGUAAUUUUGGAGCAAACCCUAUAAUUUACGAGCUCGAUACACAUCCAAAUGGGAAGAAAAUGGAGAAGGCAUUGAUGGAACUAGGGUGUCAACCAAGUGUGCCAGCAAUAUUUAUAGGGAAAGAGUUAGUUGGUGGUGCUAAUGAGAUAAUGAGCCUUAAUGUGAGGGGCAAGCUUAAACAAUUGCUCAUUAGGGCUAAUGCCAUUUGGGUAUAGAAAUUAAUUAUAUUUAGAUAACAACUAAGUGUAUUUGGAUGGUUGUUUUGUUUUUACCUAUUUGAUUUGGUUUUUGGUGUACAAAUAAAUAAAUAGAUUAUAAAUAUACUCAUAUCUUAUACUA